Xenopus laevis (African clawed frog) is the source of this 2379-nucleotide messenger RNA. RefSeq names its product nuclear receptor subfamily 1 group D member 1 L homeolog (gene nr1d1.L). Gene Ontology annotation, biological process: negative regulation of transcription by RNA polymerase II; hormone-mediated signaling pathway; cell differentiation. Gene Ontology annotation, cellular component: nucleus; dendrite; dendritic spine. Gene Ontology annotation, molecular function: nuclear receptor activity; DNA binding; sequence-specific DNA binding. The record is from RefSeq and is marked provisional. Lineage: Eukaryota; Metazoa; Chordata; Amphibia; Anura; Pipidae.
AUUAUCUGGACUGCAACUUACACACAACAGGAUUACUUUUCUACAAAUGCUGCAGAGGCUCAUGCCCUUCACCCCCCAAAAUCUCUCUGCAAGGAUUUCCCACUUGGGGUAUCAGAGACCCCAGAGAAUCAGCAGCAGCAGCAGCUCCCAGUGACUCCCACCUGCCACCCCCAAACAUGACUUCCCUGGACUGUGCUAAUAACACUGGAGGUGUAAUCAGCUACGUGGGCUCCAACGGCUCAUCACCCAAUCGCACCAGCCCCGUGUCCCUGUACAGCGACUGCUCCACUGGAAGCCCCCAGAGCGGGGUCACCCACUAUUCCAACUACUUGCCACCAUCACCCUCCAACUCAUACAGUGCCAACUCCUCUGGAUCUGGGGGGGAAUCCUCUCCACGUUCAUCCUACGGCCUUGCAUCUUCACCAGGGGGGCUUCAUGUUGCUCUGGAUGAUGGAAGCAGAGUGUCCCCCAGCAAAACCUCCAGCAGCAUCACCAAGCUGAAUGGUAUGGUCCUGCUGUGCAAGGUCUGUGGAGAUGUGGCCUCUGGAUUUCAUUAUGGGGUCCAUGCUUGUGAAGGCUGCAAGGGCUUCUUCAGGCGCAGUAUCCAGCAGAACAUCCAGUACAAGAAGUGUCUGAAGAACGAGACUUGCUCUAUAGUGAGGAUCAAUAGAAACCGCUGCCAGCAGUGUCGCUUCCGCAAGUGUCUGUCGGUGGGAAUGUCUAGAGAUGCUGUGAGGUUUGGUCGAAUCCCCAAGAGAGAGAAGCAGAGGAUGCUGGCGGAGAUGCACAGUGCUAUGAACCACAUUACCAGUGGUCAGAGCCAUUUCGGAAGGCGCAGUCCAGUUCCACUUCAACCCCAUCAACAGCUCCAUCCUUCCUCCUCUCCUCUCAUGGGCACAGCACCCACCUCCCUGCCGACUCAGGCCUACUCACAGUACCCACAGCAGCUCACCCCACCCACAUCCCCCAGUCCAGACCACAAUGAUGAAGUGAUUAGUCAAGUGGCUAUGGCUCACCAGCAGAUCUUUGUCUAUGCCAAUGAUAAAGUGGGCAAAAAGACUUCCUGGGACCAUCAACAUGGGAACCAACCCCCGCCAUGCUGGUCACAUGACAGUGAGGAAUCCCAUGAUAUUCGGCUGGCGUGCCCAAUGAACGCUCUACAUCAGGGAGGUCCCGUUCGCUCUGUGCAAGAGGUGUGGGAGCAUUUCUCCCUCAGUUUCACCCCAGCUGUGCGAGAAGUUGUGGAAUUUGCCCGACACAUUCCAGGCUUUAAUGACCUCACUCAGAAUGACCAGGUCACCCUGCUGAAGGCUGGCACAUUUGAGGUGCUGAUGGUUCGCUUUGCCUCCUUGUUUGACGCCCGGGAACGUUCCUUGAGGUUUCUCAGCGGCGCCACCUACUCCCUCCCAGAACUUCAUGCCAUGGGAAUGGGGGAGCUUCUCGGCUCCAUGUUUGACUUCAGUGAAAAGCUGUCGUCCCUCAGUCUGAGUCAGGAGGAGCUGGGCAUCUUCACUGCACUUGUCCUGGUGUCUGCAGAUCGCUCAGGGAUGGAGAAUUCCUCCUUAGUAGAACAGCUCCAAGAGACUCUCAUCCGUGCCCUGCGUUCCCUCAUCCUGAAGAACAGCCCAAACGAUACCUCCCGAUUCACCAAACUGCUCCUGCGCCUCCCAGACCUGCGCACCCUCAACAACUUGCACUCCGAGAAACUGCUCUCCUUCCGGGUUGAUGCCCACUGAUGCUGCCAUGGCUCCAAGCUUUGGUCGGGCAGAGCACUGGCACUUUAAACUGAACCUAAGAAGCCGAGUGACUUCACAAGCUGUGCCUAUUGGGAGAACCCAUUGGAGGAACUGCUACAAGAAGCAUGAACCACAUGAGCAUGGCAUCCGGGCAAAGGGGUGAAGCGGAACAUUGCACCCAGUAAAGUAAUGGCAUAGACUGUUCCAAGAGACGAGGAAGGCUGAAUUAGGACUCAUUUCCGAGGGACCUGUAUAUAUAUACAUAUAUAAAUAUCACAAAUCUAUACAAAUGUCCUGUAAAUAAGAACUGGGCGGAUAUAACUAUGAAUUUAAUUCAAUCCUCCUCAAACCCACCCCUCAUGCCAGUUGGCCCCACAGUGCUAAGCUCUGCAUGUUUUUAUAUACGGGGAUGAAAGCCAUGUACCGCCAUCUUGGAUUCUACAGCGCAUCACUGUCCAUAUCCAUUUGCUACUGGGAAACGAGACAGACUGUUUGAUGGGAAUAUACAGGGUUUAUAGGGGCACCGUGCUGUGAAGAUCUCAUUUCUUUGUGUGUAAAUAUAUAUAUAUAUAUGUUUUAUUUAUUUUUUUUGUAACUAUUUAUAAAUCAUACUGCAGCUACCAAUAAAUAAAUGUUUUAUCAA